CUUCCAUCCCCCUCAGGACUGGGUUUGAAUUGCUUUUCAUCUGGAGUGGCAGUGAUUCAGCGACCCCCUUCUCAGCAGCAGGCAGUGACAGAGACAGGAGACGAAAAACACAGCGAAUGAAUCAGACGUGGUAAGAUGCCAGAUACACUGGGAAAAUCUGAAGCAGGAUCUCAGAGGCUGAGUUAAUGGACAGGAAAGUGGCAUUUAGAGAGACAAGAGGCAGGCUGCCCACCCAGAAGCACCAUCUCACCCAUCAGGAAUAGCCCCCAAGUUAAGGAUCCCAGAGAUUCCACGCAAGCAGCAACACAGAAAAGAAGCUGAUGCUACAGAGGGAUGUGAAUGCAGGAAGAAAUGGAAGAUGCCCACGAUUGAGAAAGUCCCUGAAUUUAUCUUUGAAGCAAAGUUUUCUGCUCUGAUAAAGGUUCUCCAUUAGAUAAAAAACCGUGGAAUUCCACAAGGCUUGCAUGUCAGCUUAGGAAGCCAAGAGAGUCUUGAAUGCACUUGGGAGCAUAUUCCCCCCACCAAAAGCACCUAGUUAAGAGCUCAGCCCAGCUGACGCUUUGACUUUGGCCUUGUGGGACCCUAAGCAGCGAACUCAGACUUUCAGCCUACAGAACCGCAAGAUAGGCCCAUCCUUCAGGGGUGAGCUUUCCCGAGAGCCCUGUGGCUGAUCAACAGCUGACUCCUGGAGUCCUGCCCCAGCUGACAACUGCAGAAUCUUGGACCAGCUCUUGGACCAGAGAAUUGAGUUCCUUCCUCAAACGCGCGUUGACCCUCAUCGUAUUUCUGCCAGUAUCAGCGAGGCUAAGCAUGUUUCAUGAAACUCUGUUGAGCCUGGCAUUCUCCACAGAUGUCUCCAUGCCAGCAUUCUCCUGUUUAGCAGCACAAAUCUUGUCAAUGAGUUGGCAUUUCUCCUCAAUCAAUGCAGCCAGCAUUUUUGCCAGCUUCUCCUCAUGUCUCCCAUAAAGUCAACUUCUCCAAGAUCAAGCAAGUCUGAAAGUACCUAAGACCCCCACCAAAAAGCUGAUGACAGGCAGACUUGCCACUGUCUGCCCUUUUAGGUUCUGGAAAGUGAACCAUGAACUCAAGCCACUGGACAGCAGCAACACCACAACCUCACUCAGCUUCCCAAAGAAGAGCCCUAAGCCAGUGUCCACAGAGGACGGCAGCCCCUCGUGGCACUGAUCCACCACAGGGCUCUGCCCAGUUACCGUGGAUCCACCAGCCACAACAAGCCCCAGCUCCUCUCUGAAGAGACCAACAGGAACACAUUCAUCAGAGGAGCUGCCGUCUGAGCCCAGGAGGAGCCUGUCUAGAGGUCAUAUACUGUAAAUGCCCUUACGAGGAAUACUUGAUUGCUAGAGAAAAGAAAAGAGACUUCUCUUCCAGCUGAGAAGAAAGACAAACAAGCCAUUCAGGAAAUGUUGGCGGCUCUGCAGAGUGAAGUCCACCACCAGGAAGAUAAAAUGGAGAAUCAAGUACAAAUAGAAGACACACGUGACGGUCUCUCAACGACUCAGCGAUCUUUGGUGCAUUUCUUGUCAAGGUCUACAGAUCCAGAUACCCCAGCACUGUCAUUGUCACAGUCUUUAUCCGGUGAAAUAUCUGCCAGUUACUAUCCGUCUAGCCCUCAGGUUAGUGGAGUAACUGUAUCAACAGCUGGAUCAGAGUCUCCUAAAUCUUCUUUAGUGAGCCAUCCCCAAUCCAAAAACAAUUUGGGAGUCAACAAACUCAAAUUUCCAAGGAAAAAGUCUCUGCCAGUCCAUGCUUCUGAGCCAGCUGUGGUUGGGCAAGGGGAGGAUUAUUUCCUGUCUUUGUUUGGUGACUCAAAGAAACUUACCUCUCACUCAUUCCACACCAAGAAAACUUGGAAGCACUUUUCUAUGAUUCUUGAAGAAGUGGGCCAGUCUAGAUCCAGUGCUCUUGGAGACAUUAAAAUAGCUGAAGUGAAUGUCAAGGGUUUAUUUGUGAAGCUCAUUAACUCUUCCUUUGACAAAGAACUGCAGAUUGGAAACCAUACUCUCCAACAAAAUGUAAACGGACAAAUGGUCUCCUUGUACCGAUUCCUUCCAAAUAUCAUGAUGCAGGCCAAUUCCACAGUAACAGUCUGGGCAGCAGCCUCUGAAGCAGAGCAUCAGCCACCGUCAGAUUUUCUUUGGAAAGAGCAAAACAGGUUUAGGACAAGCCCAGAUUGUACAACGAUCCUGUGCAAACCUAACGGUGAAGCUGUUGCCUGGUACACUCCUAUUCACUGGAAGCAAGCGUGGGAGAAAUUAGAGACCGACAUUGAAUUUGACAGAAGCUCGAUAGUGAGUUCAACAUCUCGAAGGCACAUGUUUCAUUGGCCAGCAGCUCCAACAACUAUCGAAAAACAAGAUCAGUCUAAGACAGGUUCCUCCAAAUGUCAGGUGGAGCAUGUUCAAGCUUUUCUUAAGAGAGAAAAAGAAAUCCCACCAACCCUUUUUCCCAAUCGCAGUCCUUGGUGCCACAGCCCUAAUGUCCCUGCCCAUCCCUACUGUCCUCUGAUUGAUCCUCACGACACCGGCAUGGCUGGAUGCAGCUUAGACACACAGCCCAGGUCUCAGUCAGCCAGGCCCAAUCCAGCCCUGAGACCAAGAAAAAACAAGAUGUCUGAGUUACGAAAUAAUAAGCAGUCAAUUCGACUUUUAAAGGACGAUAACAUCCAAGUCUAGAGAACCACACAAGGAUGCCUGACGUGACACAGCCUGCCUUCCACGCAGGACGGGAAGCCGGCAGCAAAGGAGAACGUGGCUUCUCUUAGGAAAGAUCAUUCCUCGGGACUUUACUGUAACUGUUUCUUAAAGAAGGAGAUGGAGUUUGUGGACAAGUUAAAACAUUUGUUUUUCUAGGCUGCUAAGAAGAAAAACAUUGUUCAAGAGCAAAACCAUCCCAGUUUUCAUUAAGUUUCUUAAGCACUGACUUCAGGCUUUUAUACCCUGCCCAGCUGUUAGGUCUGUCUACAACGUCUGCCGUUUCUGCAGAUGCGUUUUCCAAAAAGCACAUGUUUCAGGAAUUCUGAAUCACAUGGUGUAUCUGAUUCUCUACGCUUAGAAUUUGUCUCCUUAAAGCAGGCAUUAAUUUGCCUUCCUAAUGAUUGGAAGUAACAGAUGAAGUUUCUACAGAGUGGCUAGUUGGGGGUUUUUUAAACUUGCCUGCACUUCUCUCAGAUUCAGCCAAAAUCAUCCCCUCUUCCACCGUGUGAUACUCGGUACAAAAUCUCAUGGACAGGGAAUGCCAAGAACGUUUUAAUUAAAUAAUCUGAUGAAGCUACCUUUCUAAAAAAACUCACUUAUUAUUCUUUAGCAAUCUUAUUCUGUACCUAUCAAGAGUGUAGAAGUUGAAAACCUAGUGACUAUGUUCAUGUUUAAUGCUGACCCACUUUACAGUCAGAAGGUAUGGUUGUUUCGGUCUCAGAACAAAUCCUGUCUAUACCUUGUAGCCCAGCUUAAUUUCAUUUAAUUUAUGUUUAUUUAUAUGACAUAUUCAGGGAGAUGAGGUAUAUACAGUCUUGGAAUGUGAGGAUGGGCAAGGAAAGUGAGGAUUUUUCCCCAUUAUACUCUGUUUGAAAAAUAAAGGAACGUAAAAUAACCCAAAAA
This is a messenger RNA of Vicugna pacos (alpaca), 3617 nucleotides long. Lineage: Eukaryota; Metazoa; Chordata; Mammalia; Artiodactyla; Camelidae. The record is from RefSeq and is a predicted model, not a curated record.